Molecule: messenger RNA, 1149 nt
Organism: Protomyces lactucae-debilis
Lineage: Eukaryota; Fungi; Ascomycota; Taphrinomycetes; Taphrinales; Protomycetaceae
Exons: 5
Coding region: 122-1114 (330 amino acids)
Molecular function (GO): protein binding
Source: RefSeq, a predicted model, not a curated record
GACUCGCCUCUGCUUGUGGCAGGUUCGAUGAUAUACUGUCGCCAGGUACAAGCGCUGCCUUCGAAAAGACCUGCACAAUUUCAAAAGGUGAUUCAGCUGCACUAGCGGCCUUCUGUGCAAAAUGGCGCGGAAUCGCACGAGGAAACGAUCACUGCAGACGCUACCAGCCGCAACGCUAAAUCGCAUCUUCUCAUACUUGGAUCCGCACAGUGCCGCUGCGGCCGAGCAUACCAGCAAGUGCUUUCGGGCUGUCUUUCAAUCAAACGAUACGCCUUACAAGACUAUUCGAAUCCGCCUGAGUGGCAUUGAAACGCUGCCAGAUGGAUGGACGGAGAAGCAAUUCUUGCACUUUAUGCUUCCAAGCCGAACAUGGUCUGGCUCUGAAGCAUGUCUCGAAUGCACAGCGCCGUCCAAACCCUUCGCAUUCAUCAAACUACAUUGUUGCGCGGCCUGCGCAGCUCGAACUGCACUGUCGUACGAUCAAGCUCUCGCCCAUCUACUGCAGCUACAACCCAAUAUGGCAGAAGCAGAUGCUUGUGAUUUGCUUGAACUGACGCCCGGCAUGCUCAAUCCUACGAUGAAGCGAUGGAGGCUUGACCGCUGUCUUUUCGCACGUGAUGCCCUCAACUGUAUCUACGAGCGAUUUCGCGCUUCUGGCUUAUCGAUCAUGGAGUUUGCUAAAAUGCAGCCGCCUAGCCUGCUUCAAACUGCUCUUAUCCAGCGCAUUGACAAGUGUUACGAGUACAGGGUCAUGCUUGACGCAACUAAGCAUGAUUUAAGUGAGGGUGCGACCAUGGCACGGAAAAGGCAGCUCACGCAACUCUUUGACCAGAAAAAGUUGCCUGAGUCACUUCGCCCCUACCUCGGCAAAAUGGCAGCUGACUAUCACAGCCAUAGGGACUUUUGCGAAGACGAAAUGGCAGCUAGUGAUCACGACCUCAGGGACUAUUGCAAAGACGAACUUGAAGACCUAGCCCCAAACAUGAAGCAGCACCUCGAACUUAUCAAGCAGCGAGAGGAUGGGCUGGCAAUAACGACAAAGCUGGAGCAGCACCUGCUGGGCUGGAUCCACGUUCAGGAAGACACCAGAGAAGCUCCGUGCCCUUCUUGGUGAUGCCGGCAAGCAAGAUAAUGUCCUUCAGAAGCGAU